Clunio marinus is the source of this 246-nucleotide messenger RNA. Lineage: Eukaryota; Metazoa; Arthropoda; Insecta; Diptera; Chironomidae. The record is from the annotation of a GenBank genome assembly.
AUGAGUUGCAAAAGAAGUAAUAACAUUUGUACCCAUGAUGAUGAUGAUGCUCUUAAAUGUAAUGGAAUAUAUUCUUAUUAUAUAUCACACUUAUGUCUUGGAUUAAUUUUUCGCUUGAUUUCAAAACAACCGCAAAUUGAUGAAACGCUUUUUGAUCUCGUUUCAGCAUCAAAAAUCACAAAAGUUCAGAUAUUUUACGAUAUAGCUUUUCCUUACGUUGCACAAAAAGCUCUAAAGUCUCGAUAG